Messenger RNA from Humulus lupulus (European hop), 1284 nucleotides. Its product is annotated as putative ubiquitin-conjugating enzyme E2 38. The record is from RefSeq and is a predicted model, not a curated record. Gene Ontology annotation, molecular function: ubiquitin conjugating enzyme activity. Lineage: Eukaryota; Viridiplantae; Streptophyta; Magnoliopsida; Rosales; Cannabaceae. Bases 1 to 1284 code for a protein of 427 amino acids. The transcript is spliced from 5 exons.
AUGGAUGAUUUGGCCAAUAAUAACCCUUCUGCUACCAUGGAAGAAGAAGAAGAAGCUGGUAUUGGUGCGAAAUCCGAUGAUGAGUUGAUGGAAUCAAACAGUAUUGAUUAUGAUUUUGAUGAAGAUUUUCAUGGAGAUGAAAGUGAAGAUGAAGAUGAAGAUGAUUAUGAUUAUUUUGCAUCACAAAUGGAAUCGUAUUUUGACGAUUUAGAUUGUCCAACUGGUGUGGAAGUUUCGGUGCAGUUUUCUCUUGAUGAUGAUAAUAAAAGCAUUCAACCACAGAAUAAUACACAAAUUUCAUCAUCAAAAGUAGUAGUCACUGAUAUUGAUGAUCAAACCCAAAUCAAUAAUAAUAUCAAGGAACUACAACUAAUAAGCUCUACCACUUUGAAAGAGGAUCAUAAUAAUGAUCAUGCCAAUAAGGCCAACUCAUCAGGUUCUAGUAGUAGUACUACUGUGGAGGCAAAGCUAUUUCCCACUUUUGAUUUCGUCGAUGAUAUCCCAGAUCAUUACUAUUUCAAUUCAAAAUUUAAGCCAACUAAUAAGAAUUGGACAAAAGUAAUUCAGGAUGAGUGGAAGAGCCUGAAAACUGGCUUACCAGAAACCAUAUUUGUGAGAGUUUCAGAAUCAAGGAUGGAGCUUUUAAGGGCAGUGAUUGUAGGACCUCCAGGCACUCCCUACCACGAUGGACUAUUCACUUUUGACUGUAUUUUUUGCGAAAGCUAUCCCUACAAACCACCGUCAGUGUACUACUAUUCAAGUGGUCUUCGAAUAAAUCCGAAUCUGUAUAAUAAUGGGAAAGUGUGUCUAAGUCUUCUGGGGACAUGGGAAGGUAAAAAUAAAUGUGAGAACUGGGAGCCAGGGAGAUCAACCAUGUUACAAGUUUUGGUGUCCAUUCAGGCUCUGAUUCUCAAUGCACAGCCCUACUUCAACGAGCCAGGCUUUGAAAUCACCUCUGCUACUCCAGAGGGGGAUCGUGCCUCUCAACGCUACAAUGAGACUGCUCUUAUUCUAUCUUUCAAGACCAUGCUUUACACUAUGAGGAACCCACCAAUGCACUUCAAGGACCUGGUUGUGCAUCAUUUUCAGAAUAGGGCACAAGCUAUUCUGGUAGCAUGCGAAGCUUAUUCGAAGGGUCAAGCUUUGGCUGGCUCAGAAAUUAUUAAUAAAAACCAAUCUACCGAAACUACCAGUGGCUCCUCAAAGUUCAAGACUGAGGUAUCUCAAAUGAUGAAGCUACUCCUUACAAGUUUCCUGCAAAAUGGAUACACACCCAACAAUUAG